This is a messenger RNA of Protopterus annectens (West African lungfish), 1266 nucleotides long. Its product is annotated as macrophage mannose receptor 1-like. The transcript has 5 exons. The coding region runs from base 142 to 1266 and encodes 374 amino acids. Lineage: Eukaryota; Metazoa; Chordata; Ceratodontiformes; Protopteridae. The record is from RefSeq and is a predicted model, not a curated record.
AAGAUUUUAAAAGUUUCUCAGUAAGCAGAUGUGAAAGAAUUCUCUGGCCAUAUCCCUCCUGGUUUGAAUACCACUCAAAGGACAUAAGAAGGGGAAAGAAUCAUCAUAUUUUAUUCUUUUCAGCUUCAGUAUAUUUUGGGUAUGGCCAGUAUCCACGUGCUUCUUUUACUGUCAGGAGUACUCCAUUUUUGUCUGUCUUUCUUGUACCGUCAUCAUAUUUUCAUGAAGCAAGGCAUGACCUGGCCUGAGUCUCAGGGGUACUGUCGAACCAAUUACACAGACCUAGUAACAAUCCAGACUAAGAUGCAGAUGAAGCUUAUUAUUAACAUGAUAACUGGUACAGAUAUCCCUGCUGCAUGGAUUGGCUUAUAUCGAAAAAACAGUACUGACCUUCUACAUUGGUCCAAUGGAGAUCAGUUCAUGUACUCACAAUGGGACCUUAAACACCCUGGUCAGGAAACCAACAUGUGUACUACCAUAUCAUCAGUGUGGCCAUCAGUGUGGCAGAACAUGGAUUGCAACAAAUCACUUUAUUUAGUCUGCUUUCAAGCAAGCCAAACCUUCUACUUUCUUGUGCGACUUGGGAAGACCUGGUCAGCAGCACGGGACUACUGCAGAGCACACCAAGCUGAACUUGUUAGUAUCAGGAGUGAUAGAGAAAACCAGAAGGUGAAAAGUAUCAUAUCAACUCACACUGUCUGGAUAGGACUCUACUGGGAUUCUUCCAGUGGGCAGUGGCAGUGGGCAGAUGGGGCAUUUUCAUCUUAUCAGAACUGGGCUCUAGAAGAACCAAAUAAUUAUGGUGGAAAUGAGUUAUGUGCAUACGCAUAUGUGAACAGCCCAAACAUUUCAUUGGGAACAUGGAAUGACUAUGAAUGUACAGAUGUACAAUAUUUUAUAUGCUAUCAAGACACCAUUAUAGAGUUAUACCUAAUAAAGGAGAAAAAGACGUUUAUGGAAGCCGUGUUCUACUGUAGAAUGCACUACACUGACAUUGUCAGUAUACACAGUGUCGAUGUACAGGAGCAAGUUGUAUAUGUUGCCAGUAAUGCCAGUGGGGACGGGGUAUGGAUUGGAAUAAGAAAGCAUCAGGUGUCUGGUCAGUGGAUCUGGAUGAAUGAAGAUCCAGUUUACUACACCAACUGGGAUGCACAGUCAGCAGAAAGCACAGCCUCAGAUGACUGUGUGGUGAUGAGAAAGGACAAAAACUUUACUUGGAGGGACAGCUGCUGUUCAUCUAGAUAUGAGUUCAUCUGUUACAAGUAA